AUGAAAAGCCAUGUUUUAAAUGGCAAAAAAAACAUGUGUUUUUCAAAAUCUGCAUCUACAAAUGGAACUGGAGAUGUAUUCCAAGGAUAUCCAACCGAUUUUGGAAAAGGAUAUUCCUAUUCUGAGAACAAUCUAUCAAGUGAAGAUUUUCUACAGGAUACCUUUAUUUAUCAAAUGAUGGAAGGAAUUACGAUUCCAUGUAUUUCAAACGAAGUUUUUCUAAAGGAUACCUUUACUUAUCAAAUGAUAAAAGGAAUUGACAUUCCAUAUAAUUCAAUUCCGUGGUUCAAAUUUGAUAUCGAAUUUAAUAAUUCAUAG
Entrophospora sp. SA101 is the source of this 318-nucleotide messenger RNA. The record is from the annotation of a GenBank genome assembly. Lineage: Eukaryota; Fungi; Glomeromycota; Glomeromycetes; Entrophosporales; Entrophosporaceae.